Molecule: messenger RNA, 1500 nt
Organism: Orbilia oligospora ATCC 24927
Lineage: Eukaryota; Fungi; Ascomycota; Orbiliomycetes; Orbiliales; Orbiliaceae
Exons: 3
Coding region: 1-1500 (499 amino acids)
Source: RefSeq, a predicted model, not a curated record
AUGAAGCGUGAAGUUCCACCCGCCAAUCACCAGAGCUCUCUAGAAAACGCUACCGCCGAUGUUCCGGAUAACCGUACCGAAGCGGUUGGAUUAUUCUAUCCAGAAUAUGAUAAACUGUAUGAACAACCGGUGUUUAAAUACGGUGGUGACGGCGAUGGUAUCGACGCCAAACGCGAAGAUAUCACCAAUAUCAGAUCUCAAAGAGAAUGUACACCUCCCAGCGACUCCGAACCCAAUACAACAGAAAAGAUCCCAGUCCAAUUUCAAAACAUCACAAACGACACAGUACCAGAAGACUAUCCAGAUACAAAGUCCACCACCCAAGAACCAUCCUCCAAACGGCCAUUCUAUAAACUUCAAUACUCCGCCAUUCUCCAGAAUUUCCAAACCAUUCUCAAAAAUGAAAUCACAGAGAUCAUAAAAAUCACAUCAACUCUAAUUUACAAAAUCACAAAAUACUCCAUAAUACUUUUCCUAGCGCUAUUAAUCGGAGGAAUCAUCCCUUUCCACCUCAUAGCACUGAUCUUUCCAGACUCAACCUGUGGAUUCUUCGAUCCAUAUACUCCAGAUUCUCUAGCUAUCUUAUCACCAUGUUCAACUUCAACAUGGUCUGGAAUCCCAGCGCCGGAUCCUUUCUUCGCACGUGCAGUAUAUCAAAGUUCGUCGUUCGGAGACCUCCAAAAGGUUUCCUCAAAAUCAGAUAGUCUCCCGUCGAAAAUCAGCGGCACGAGACAUGAAUUUCGAAAAAUAUUGAUGGAGUUAACGGUUGGGACUGCAGAUGUAUCUUCAAUGGCAAACCUCUAUUCCCUAAUCCCAGAAUACAACCACCUCCUCGACGCCGUCAUAGAUGGCAUGCACGACUGCAGUUCAAAAACCCAUAGCCUAAUAGACGACGCAAUAACCUACACCUCCUGGACCAACGCCGCCCUUCGCAGAAUCGACUCCAAAAACUCAUCUGCUCUCACAUCCCUAAUCUACUACCGAAGAUGGUGGCCCUACGAAAAAUCUUUCGCAGAGAUGGAAUUAGAAAGAGCGUUUGACAAUUACGCCGUCAAGAUGGAAGAUCUGGCCGGCAGUGUCUAUGAUAGAUACGUAGAGUUAGGAAAGCAUCUCAUGGAGUUUGAAAGGAAGUUAGAUUCUAUUGCUAAUGCAUUGAAUAUGGGACGUGAUACAUUCGAAGAGACCAAGAUGACAGAAAAGUCGUUUUGGAAGGAGUUGAUCGGGUCGCAGCCGUAUAAACAGAAGAUGGAGGAUUUGGAUAGGAAGUCUGAGCUUUUUGCGGUGGUUUAUAAGUCUUCGAUGGAAGGGUUGCAGAUUGUGGAUGCGACUAAACUUGCUUUGUCGCAGACACGAAUGGGUAUUCGCCACUUGAGAGAGGAAGUUGGGAAAGCGACUUUACCACGGGGUAAAGAGUGGUCGUUGAAGUUGACGAUGAGGUUAUUAGAGAAUAGUGUGGCAGAGCUUCGAGCUUCCAAGGCCUACCGGGUUGGAUAUCCCUAA